AUGUUAGUAACAUAUAAUGGCCAUGUUGAUGACAAUUCAAUAAAUAACCAAAUAAUUGAAAAUAAUGUUCAAACAGAUGAUUUAAAUAAUUCUUUUGAUAAUCAUAAAGAUCAAAUUGAAUUAAAAUCAUAUAAAGAAACAGAAAAUAUAGAAACAGAAAAUAUAGAAACAGAAAAUAAAGAAGUUGAAACAAUUAAUAAUGAAAUAAUUAAAAUUUCUCAAGAAAUUGAGAUUUCAAAAUCCCAAGAAAUUGAUAAAACAAAUAAUAAUAUUAAUGAACAAAAUAAUGAUAAUUUUGAAAUUCCAGAAAAAGAACUACAAGAAAUUGAAGCUUGUCCUUGUAAUAAAAACAUUAUCAUUAAUGAUAGUAAUAAUUACAAUGUUACUAUCAUUCAAAAUGAUGAUUCAAUUGUCAUAGAGAACUGUACAGAUUGUGGUGAUCAUAUUACUCCAAAAGAAGAAGAAGAAAAAGAAAAAGAAAAAGAAAAAGAAAAAGAAAAAGAAAAAGAAAAAGAAAAAGAAAAAGAAAAAGACUCAGAGGAAUCACUUCAAGAGCAAUGCCUUAAUAAAGAAAAUGAAAGUAUAGAUAAUGAUAAUAAUAAUAAUAUCAUCAACAACAACAACAAUGAUUCUAUUAUAAUUAUUAAAGAGUCCACAGAUGAUAAAAAAGAAAUUCCAUCAAUAGAAUGCAUUCAAAAUAAUCAAAAUAAUCAAAAUAAUAAUGAUUCUCCAAUUAACAAAGAAAUUGAAGAUGAUAAUAAUAAUAAUAUUGAAAAAGAUGGAGCCGAUAUUCAUAUUAAAGAAGAACAAGUAGAAAAAGUCCAAGUAGAGGAAAAAGAAGUGGAAGAAAUUCAAGUAAAGGAAAUGAAAAACAUCAAAAUGGUCAACCAAUAA
Dictyostelium discoideum AX4 is the source of this 894-nucleotide messenger RNA. RefSeq lists its product as hypothetical. The record is from RefSeq and is a predicted model, not a curated record. NCBI's taxonomy places the organism in Eukaryota, Evosea, Eumycetozoa, Dictyosteliales, Dictyosteliaceae. Bases 1 to 894 code for a protein of 297 amino acids. The transcript has 2 exons.